Messenger RNA from Amyelois transitella, 1671 nucleotides. RefSeq names its product tRNA-dihydrouridine(16/17) synthase [NAD(P)(+)]-like (gene Dus1). Gene Ontology annotation, molecular function: tRNA dihydrouridine synthase activity; flavin adenine dinucleotide binding. The coding region runs from base 164 to 1564 and encodes 466 amino acids. Gene Ontology annotation, biological process: tRNA processing. The record is from RefSeq and is a predicted model, not a curated record. The transcript has 7 exons. NCBI's taxonomy places the organism in Eukaryota, Metazoa, Arthropoda, Insecta, Lepidoptera, Pyralidae.
GACCCUUUUAUUAUCUGUGAUUCCGACACCAUCCAUCCAUUUCCAUUCCAAUUCCAUUCAUUCUUUUGUACCUACCCAUAAUAAAAUGCUGUUAAAAUAAGACCUUUACAUAAAAUUACAAAAUACGUAUUUUAUCUGGCUACAGGAAUUUUAUUUCGUAGAUAUGACAAGUGAUUGGUACGAUGGAAUUGGACGCCCACGUUAUGUCGUGGCCCCAAUGGUCGAUGCUAGUGAACUUUCAUGGAGAAUACUUUGCAGGAGGCAUGGAGCUCAGUUGUGUUAUACUCCGAUGUUUCAUAGUAAUGUUUUUGUAAAAGAUUCUAAAUACAGGAGAGAUAGCUUACAAACAUGUGAUGAGCAGGAUAGACCUUUAUUUGUACAGUUUUGUGGUAAUAAUCCAGAAACAAUGGCUGCUGCUGCUAAGCUAGUUGAAGGACAUUGUGAUGCUAUUGAUAUCAAUCUUGGCUGUCCACAAGCAAUAGCCAAACGAGGCAGAUAUGGCUCCUUUCUCCAAGAUGAAUGGAAAUUAUUGCAAAGUAUAGUUUCAGAAAUGUCUAAAGCAGUUUCAAUACCAAUAACUUGCAAAGUUAGAAUAUUUGAAGAUGUUGCCAAAUCUGUCCAAUAUGCUCUCAUGCUGCAAGACGCAGGUUGCAAAUUGAUAACAGUACAUGGUAGAACUCGGGAGCAGAAAGGACCACUCACUGGGAUUGCAAGCUGGAAACACAUUAAAGCUGUGAGGGAAGCAUUAUCAAUACCUAUGUUAGCUAACGGAAAUAUUCAAUGCUUGCAAGAUGUGCAUAGGUGUUUAGAUUAUACAAAGGUUGAUGGUGUAAUGAGCGCAGAGGGUAUCCUCACUAACCCAGCUCUAUUUGAAGGCAUCAAUCCAGUAACGUGGGACAUUGCUUUGGAAUAUUUAGAACUAGUGGAGCAGUUCCCUUGCCCAUCUUCAUAUAUAAGAGGACAUUUGUUCAAAAUUUUCCACAAAAUAUUCACUUUUGAAGAGAAUAAUGACAUACGACAAAUAUUAGCAACAGCUCAAAACCUGGAUGACUUCAGACUUGUAUGUUCUAAAAUACGAACCAAAUAUUUGCCACUACAUGAAGGUAUUCAGUAUUAUGAUGACAAUAAUAACAUAUCCAGAAAUGGUUUUGAUUUGAUUUUGCCACCAUGGAUUUGUCAACCAUAUGUGAGGAUAUCUCCUGAAGAACAUACAAAAAAAAUGAACAUGCAUAAUAAAGUUCAGGAUGAAAAUCAGUGUAAAAGACUUCAUGAGGAUACAGAUGGCAAUAUUAUAUCAAGAAAGAAAAUGAAAAAGUUGAGGCGAAUUUUGAGGAGGCCACCAAGGCCUGACAAUCAGAGUGGGAGAAGUGGUGAUAUAUGUAUAAACAAUGGUUGUCUUAACCCACUUGGUGGUAAAUGUAUAUACAAAUUUUGCAAAAAAUGUUGUAGAAACAAAUGUUUCGCGGAAAAUUUGGAUUGUACAGGACACAGGAUACUAGUGCGUACUAGACGGGACAUGGCAAAGAAAUUUAGUGACAUCUGUGAAAAAGACUCAUGUCAAUAAUAACAAGGUUGAAGCAAUAUUUAAUGAAAAUAUGAAAAUUAUGUAAAUACAUAAUAAGUUUUUAUGGAUUGUCAUAGAAUAAAAUAUUAUUUUAUGAAAAUAUUUAA